AGGCAAUAAAUAUGGUGAUAAGCAGAAAGUAACGGGGUAUGACCAUUUUGAUGGGUGGUCAGGGAGGGGCUCUCUAAGGAAAUGACAUAUGAUCUGAGGCUUGAAGGAUAUAAAUAAGCCAACCACACAAAACCAGGGGAAGAGGGUUCUAGCAAAGGAAACGAAAAGUGCUGAGUCCCCCAGGCAGCAAAGGGCUUGUCUUGUUGAGGAACAGUCUGAAAGCCAGUGUGAAUGGAGCAUAGUGAGAAAGGCAAAACAAGUAGAGCUGAUGAUGUUGGCAAAAUGGGGAGAGGUGAGGUCACGCAGUGCCUGAGCGAUGGUGUGUGCACCUAACGUAAUACCUGGAACAUGAAAGGUGGCCGUCAAUGUUGAAUGAGAAGAAUACAGAAGUGCAUUCCAAAGCUGACUGUUCAUGGCAUAUACUGUUAGAGGAUGCUCACUGGCAUUUAUUUGUAUAACCAUGUGGCUGUUGAUUAAAGCAAAAAUAGAUGUGUGCAAGAGAGGAGGAGUAACCGUGAAGCCUUCCCAUGUAAUAUCACUUGGAUCAGCCGUCAAUAUUUCAUGCUCUUUGAAGCCCAAACAAGGCUGCUCAGGCUAUUCUAGUUCUAACAAGUUAAUCCUCUACAAGUUCUACAGAAAAAUCCAUUUUCAGCAAGGCCUGACCCUCAGCUCUCAAGUCACAGACCUUCCCCUUGGCACAACCGUGUUUGUCUGCAAACUGGCCUGCAGCAGUAGUGACGAGAUUCGAAUAUGUGGGGCAGAGAUCUCCGUUGGCGUUGUUCCAGAACAGCCUCAAAAUGUAUCUUGCAUACAGAAGGGAGAACAUGGGACUGUGGCCUGCACAUGGGACAGAGGAAGAGACACCCACCUAUAUACUGCCUAUACUUUACAGUUAAAUGGACCAAAAAAUUUAACUUGGCAGAAGCAAUGUACAGAUCAUUAUUGUGAUCAUUUGGAUCUUGGAAUAAACCUAAAGCCUGAAUCACCUGAAUCCAGUUAUACAGCCAUGGUUACUGCUAUCAAUAGGCUUGGAAGUUCUUCUUCAUUUCCAUCCAUAUUCACAUUCUUGGACAUAGUGAAGCCUCUUCCUCCGUGGGACAUCAGAAUCAAAUUUCUAAAUGCUUCCGUGAGAAGAUGUACCCUUCAUUGGAGAGAUGAGGGAAUGGUGCCCCUUAAUCGACUCAAAUAUCGGUCCAUUGAUGGCGGGUCCUGGAAUAUGGUUAAUGUUACAAAUGCCAAAGGAAAACAUGAUUUGCUUGAUCUGAAACCAUAUACAGAAUAUGAAUUUCAGAUUGCCUCUAAGCUACAUCUUCAUAAAGGAAUUUGGAGUGAUUGGAGUGAAUCAUUGAGGACACAAACACCAGAAGAAGAGCCUACUGGGAUGUUAGAUGUCUGGUACAUGAAACAGCACAUCAACUACAAUAAACAACAGAUUUCUCUUUUCUGGAAGGGGAAACCAGGAGAGAGGGACACCCAGCCACUGCAGAGAAACUUCAGGCCUUGGCACCACAGGAAGCCCCAAGUACAGCCCAAUUACAAUACGCAAGCCUCCAGUGACACAAAGGUGGUGGCUUUGCGUGUGGUGCAUCGCCCGGAAGGCAUUGGACAGAAAGAGAACCUGGUCUUCUGCAUGGAAGGGUUGCUGGCUCCUCACCACGUCUCUGCACACUCAGAGGGCGUAGACAACAUGGUGGUGACUUGGAAGCCGCCUGGGAAGGCUGUCCAGGAGUAUGUGGUGGAAUGGCGGGAGCUCCAUCCAGAAGGCAGCACACAGCCCCCUCUAAACUGGCUGCGGAGUGCAUCCUCUAGUGUGUCUGCUUUGAUUUCAGAGAACAUAAAACCCUACGUUUGUUAUGAAAUCCACGUGUACGCACUGUCAGGGGACCAGGCAGGAUGCAGCUCCAUUUGGGGUAGCUCUAAGCACAAAGCACCCUUGAAUGGCCCCCAUAUUCAUGCCAUCACAGAGGAAAAGGGAGGCAUUUUAAUUUCAUGGAACAGAAUUCCAGCCCAGGAGCAAAUGGGCUGCAUCCUGCGUUACAGGAUCUACUGGAAAGAACGGGACUCUGAUUCCCAACCUCAGCUCUGUGAAAUUCCCUAUAGAAUAUCCCAAAACUCACACUCAAUAAACAGCCUGCAGCCCAGAGUGACAUACAUCCUGUGGAUGACAGCUCUGACAGCUGCUGGAGAGAGCCCCAGAGGAAAUGAGAGGGAAUUUUAUCUGCAAGGUAAAGCCAAUUGGAGUGCAUUUGUGGCACCAAGCAUUUGCAUCGCUGUCAUCACGGUCAGCAUUUUCUCAGUGCGUUACUUCCGGCAAAAGAAGCCAGGAAGCCAUUCCGUUCCUCAAGGAAAGAGUUGUAAAGAAGGUGAGGUUACUCAGGAGGCAGAGGAGAGAGAACUGAGGGUAAAGGAAGAGAAGGGGGCUGCUGCAGCGCAGUCUGAGAAGGUGAGGAUGUGCUCACAGCCUCUUCUACCUCCCUUCUCUCAGGAGAAGACACAGCUCCCCGUGGAAAGGCUCCUGACAGCUGGGCACACUCCUGAAGAACCUGAGACACUGGUCAUCAAUGAGGUCAUUCAUCAAGUGGCCCCAGCCUUCAGACAUCCCCAUCGCCUCAAGUGGCCAGAAAGGCAACAAGGAGUCCAAGGUCACUGUACAUCUGUGGAAGACAUAGCACCUCCAAGAGCCCUCACAGCUGAGACAAGACAACUAGGCGACCUGUACAAGAUGCUGGGGGGCAGGGUCCCUGACUCAAAGCCUGGAAACCAAGUCAGCCCCUUGACAGUCCUCCCGGUGGACUUUCUUCCCACGCAUGAAGGCUACUUACCCUCCAACAUAGAUUACCUCCCUUCACAUGAGGCUGCUGUCCCUGACCCUCUGGAAGAACUGGAGCCUCAGCACAUCUCCCUUUCUGUUUUCCCUUCAAGUUCCCUUCACCCACUCAGCUUUUCCUGUAGUGAGAAACUGACUCUAGAUCAGUUAAAGAUGGGGUGUGGCUCCCUUAUGCUCUGAGAGACGAAGCUUGAAGCCUGCAAAGUCAACGAGCCCCCAACCAGCGCAGCAUACCCCAUCUCCCCAGCCCCCUCUCCAAGAGGGAUAAAAUUAAAUACUCUAGUAGCCAUCACCUCUGAGUGCUGCCAUCAGGUCUGGGUGCUGCAGGACAGCCGGCAAGCCAGCUCAUGGUUAGUCUUGGGAACCGAGCAUUGGCCUUCACCCAAAUACCUCAUCUUGACUUUUCCAGAGCCUUAACAUUACAUCCUCCACCAUGUGGACUUACACACUUCAGCCGGGGUUCCUGGCAACUUUCUUGGCUAUGCUGGCCAGAAAGGGAAAAGGGGAGGAGAAGCCAAAACUCCUACUAGCAGUGGCCAACAGUCUAGAUGACCAUUCAUGCAACAAGUAUUUAUAAAACACCUACUACAUACAGGCCUCAUGCUCUAGAUCAGUACUGUUCAAUAGAACUUUCUGAAAUGGUAGAAAUGCUCUAUAUCUGCACUGUCCAAUACUGUAGACGCUAGCAACAUGUGAUUACUGACCACUUGGAAUGUGUCUAGCAUGACUGAGGAAUUGAAUUUUGAUUGUAAAUUGAAAUACCCACAGUGGCUUAGUGGCUACCACAUUGGACAGUGUACUCUAGAUGGUAAUACACUAUUGAGAAUUAUAGGGAGCCUUCAAAACAAAUUUUGACUUGCAUGAACACCAGUUUAAAAGGGCCCCCAAGACAAUUACUGUCCUAUUUGAUGAAGCCUAUGAAUGCAUCUUUUUUUCUAAUUUCCCUUUGUUUUGCUAGCGUAUUGUGGUUUUAUUUUGCCUUCACACUCUUUCAAUGAAUCAAGAGCAAUUUGGAGUGCUACCAUAAAUCCACUGUAGGACUUUGGGCAAAGCAAGGCUUCCUCAUGAAAACUUCAAGCUGAUCCUCAGGCAGCUCAAGUUCAGCCUGGAAGAUAAUUCCCUUUUCCAAGGAUGAAUUGGGAACAUGACCCAUGUUUUAUACCUUUAAAGCUGUGGCCCCAGGCUUCUCACCUUCCCUCUCCCAUCUCUCUCGAUGCCUUCACUAUCAUUUCUUCCACUGAGCUGGUGGGGAAUUAUUGGUCCGAACUGCUAAUACUUACUGUGUCAUUCAGACAGUAGUACCCUUUCCAAAAGAAUAUAGAAUGAGAAGUCCCAAAAGGAUCUUUUUCCAAAAUCCCUCUCCAAGCCUGGGGCCUCCUUCACCCACACCCUAUCACUGGAACUGGGGCAGCUUCUCCACUAUCCUUGGUUUGGAUUUUCAUUAAAAAAAAUUUUUUUUUUUUUUGUUAACGGAUGUAUACUUCUUCCCUAACCCACCAAACUAGAAAUAUGUCCACACUGAUUCACAGCCCAGUCCUGUAUAAAUAAUUUUUCGCAGCCUUUUGGUUUACCAGACUUCCCUGAGCUCUAGAGGUUGAAGUGAUGAACAUUUGUUCUACUUGUUCGUGUUGAAACUCUUUAUUCAUCCUUGCUUCCUGACAUGCCAGACCUUAUACAUUUAGUCCUCACAGGCUUUCUUUAAAAAGCUUAAGGUCCUUCCUGACAUUUCUAUCCUAUUUAGCUUUGCACAGCCCCUUCACACCAUAGUUCCUUGCAUCUCAGCAUUAGCUGUGGCUUGUUUGCACCCAGGAUGUAGUGCCCCUCCAUCAACUUGUUUGAAACAGAGAAGGCCUCCUCCUCAGAAGCAGGCCAACCUAUUACCUCUUGGCAGUGGGAGCUAUCUUUACUGCUUUCUUGUAAUACCUGUUUUCCUUACCUUUCGUUUCCUUUGGAUUAUGUGCUAUCAAUUUUUUAGUUGCUCUCCCAUCCUCCUUUGUCCCCAGCACCCAGUCUCCCUUUCACCCCUACUCCCUUUCCUUUCCCUUCCAGUCCUAGGUGAUGCUGCAGUCAUUUGUCUCCCUAAAAGAAGAAAAAUUGCGCAUUACCUCUCCUGAGAAGCCUUCCUUGACUCCUUUAGGCUGCGGCAGAUUCCCCUCCUCCAUGCUCGCACAGCACUUACUUCCUCUACUGGGCUGUAAACAGCUUGCAAGCAGGAACCACGGUGUGUUUCCCCAGUACCACUCUUGGUUUAGAGCUGUUGGGUGCCCCCAACUUGACUUCGACUUGUAGCAAGCAACUCCAUGUGAGACGGUAGAACUGCCCCCAUAGGGUUUUCUAGGCUGUAAUCUUUAUGGGAGCAGAUUGCCAGGUCUCUUCUCCCUCGGAGCUGCCAGGUGAGUUCAAACUGUCAACCUUUCUGUUAGCAGCCGAGCGCUUACGCAUUGUGCCACCAGGGUCCUUUGGUCCAUAAAAGGCUUUCAACAAAAAGUAAAAGAUGUCACCUGCUACCUCUUUCAUCUUGUUCCUUCUGUUUCAAGUCAGUCUAGCUGUGCCUGCCUCCUCUUUAUUGGGACGGUUGACAGCUUGCAUUUUUCAUUCCCAGCUCCCAUUCACUCUACCCCAUUUUCAUUGAAGGCACUGCUGUGAUACAUGUAGAGGAAUUUAUUUUAAAGACAUAUUUGAACAUGUCUUUGGCUGCUCAUUCUGCCAGAUAAAAUGUCCUGUUUCCGUGAAUGACAGAUGGGUAACCCUGCCUUGCCAUUGCCAGGUAGUUUUCACAAUUCCUUCUCUCCCAAUCAAUACUCCAAAUCAGGUUACCAGGUUUACCAGGACUAGAAGCUCAGAAACAUUCAUACACCCAAGCUUUCAUUCCACAGGAAAAUGAGCAAUUAUAUUAAAUCCUCACUCCUGAUACACAUCCCAAAGCCAACCCAGAAAUUUCUGCUCUACUAAAACUCACAUAUUCCUUAAUUCUCUGGGACCUGAAUGACUGUCAAUACCACUGCCGAGUUCAUUUUUAAUGAAUUCAUGAGAAUUUCCACUACCGUUUCUGAUGUAGAGACUCUUACCAUGAAUUGUUCCUUGAAAAGGCCUGUUUCCUAGAAGCCAGAGACUAUUUCCUUGGCUCGUCUUCCUUAUUGACAUUACCAGCCAAUUCUGACUCAUGGCGAACCCAUGUGUGUCAAAGUAGAACGCUGCUCCAGAGGCUUUUCAAUAGCUGAUUCUUCAGAAGUAAUCACCAGGCCUUUCUUCUGAGGCACCUCUGGGAGUAACUAUUUGCACUACCCAGGGACUCCUUAUAGACAUUAGGAAAAGUCAAACUAAUGUUAUCUUCCUCCACUCUGUCCCAAUUUCUCAGCUUUCAUUAAUAGGCUGCAGUUGCAACUCACCAAUGCCCUGAGGCCAGUGAAAAAGAUGCCAAGCUGAGCACAUUCUAUUUGCCAACUGUGUGUGUUAGAUUCUUGGUUUUUCUCCACUAGGUUCUUUGUCUUUCACCUGAUGCAGUUGUCACCUGUCCCAAGAUCGAUUCUCAAACCCUCGCUGUUUUCCUUUCCUAGCCUCCAGGACUCACAGAAGUUCACACUAUUCACCUUUUCUGGAGGGCAGCUGGGCAAUAUUGAACAAGAUAUAAAUAAGCAACUUAACUUCUAGCAAUGUAGCUUAAGGAGCAGUAUACACAUUCUAAGUUGAACGCAGUAUUCAUCACAGCAUUGAUUAUAACAGUGGAAAAGCCUAAAUACCCUUCAGUAGAAACUUGCUUAAAUCAUGAUAUAGCUGUACAAUGAAAUACUGAAUUUCAUGGAAUAUAAGACUGCACCACUUUUAAGACGCUCCACCAUUUUAUGUUUUGAGUAGAAAAAAAAUACUAAUUAAAGUGUAAUAAACCAUCAAUUAUAUGAUGCAAUUUUUCUCCAAAUUUUAACAUGUCUGAAAUUGGGAUGGAUCUUAGAAUUGAUGAAAAGCGUACUAUGCAGCCUUUUUUAAAAAUGUAGAAGUGCUUGACAUGAAAAAUGGUCAGUUACAAAAGGCUGAAUAGGAUCAUCACCACUUUUAUAAAUUAUCACUGCACCAAAACAUCCAAACGAAUAUCCGCCAGUAUGUAACAGUGAUUAUCUCUGGGCUAGUCCCCUCCCCCCCGCCCCAUCACAAAUAUGCAUUAAAUUAUAAUUAAACGAAAAGUCAACAAUACCAAUUUCUUCUUAAAGCCCUGAAAACAGUGGGUCAAGACAGACACUGCCGACUACUUUGAAGACAUUUCCUGGUGGCUCAUCACCCUCCACCCUCAUUUGUCAGUGUCUGGCACUUUCACUGACUGUAUUUGUACUUCUGUCAAAGACAGGAAAAGGCAAAACAGAUGACACCAACAGGUGAGGCUUGGAGUUGGUGAUAAGGUAUUGAGUCAGUGCAUUUUUGAAAUCCAGAGUUUGUGUAACAAGCCAAUUUUUGCCAAAUUCCCAUUCUAACAGGAAUUGUUACAAAUGAUUAAUAAUAGCAUCCAACACGGUACUUAGUGUGUGCAGGCAGUUUUCAAGUGUUUUAACUCAAUUCUCACCACCACCAGUUAAGUAGGUGUUAUCUGCAUUAUACAGAUAAGGAAACUGAGAUAGAAGGUUAUGUAACUUGCCAAGAAUCACACAACUAGUACCUAAUACCAAAGAGUUUGGUUUCAGACCUCAUUCUUUUAAUUAUUCUAUAAUUCCUUUCUGUGCAAAGGACAACUUUCCAGAUAAAUUUACAUCAACUAGGGUUCUACUGCAGUUAAUUAUAAAAUCUUUGAAGUUAUUUUUACUAUGCUUCCCCAUACUUGUCAAGUUCAGUUCAUACUUAGUUCUUGCAAUAACAACCUAAAAACCAGGUAAUUUUAAAACAAACACCACCAGGACGAAUUUGGCACUCCUGAAUUUAAGUUUAUCUCCCCAGCUAUUCUAAAUCCUAUAAUUCAAGACAUAGGUAGGCCACAGAAGGGAAAUGCUACUCCCAAGAAAGUAUUUUCUUUCAAGGAAAUUGAUAAAUGGAGUAAAGCUAUAAAUAAAAGCAUUAGGCCUUUUAAACAGAAAAGCAAUCAGAGCAAUGUGCUCCUCUCUUUGAAUUAAAAUAGCUAUAACCAAACCAAACCCAUUGCCUUGGAGUCAAUUCCAUUCCGACUCAAACCCAAUUUAGCUACUAUUUAGGUAUUAGGGCUGCUUUUGACUCAGUCUUGCUUGUAUAAAUUCUUGAAACGUACAUAACUGCCUUUCCUAUAUCCUAUGCUAAGUGGCUCCAUACUUUGCAAGUGAAGUGGUCACUGCUUUCUUCAUUUACAAAGGACAAAACCAUUCUUAAACUGGUUCCGCUGAGAUUUCUAUCACAUCUCUAAGAAACAUAUUACGUGAUGCUAUGGGGUCCCUUUAAGUCAAUUCAGGCUACUGAAAUUGCCACACUUUAAAGGAUUCUUCCAGGUACCCUGUUUUUGCCUGGACAAUGUCAGGUGACGUUCAAAACACUUUCCUCUUUCACUUUCAUACAUUUUACCACCUACAGGUAGGUAACAGGACUCAAAGAAACACUUAUGAAAGCUAUUACUGGAUUCUCACAGAGAAUAAACUAAUCUUAAAGGCCCUGAAUUUUCACUGGGAAGAAUAAACCCAUGGCUAGGGCAUUUUCGCUAGUUCAAAAAAAACUGUACCAUUUAUUUCAAAAUUGGUUAACUUGCAACAGAACACCUGUUCCUUUAUUAAACAAAAUCUCAAUCCACUUGCUGAAAUGGCAAUCAGGUAUCCCUGCAAAUUGCAGAGAAUGUGGCCUGUGCAACCUGAAGGUACUUCUCUUGUGGGGGCCAAACCAAGAAGCCACGAUACAAGCCUAUGAAAAAAAAAUCUCCCAAGGUGAAAAGAAGACGUCCCAAGAUUUCAUAUAGGAACAGAAAUCAUACUUUAUUCCAUCACAGAAGAAGUAAAAGAUCAUUUGCCUUCGUUUCCCAGUGCUGUAAAAAAUAUGUUUCCUAAGGUUCUUUCUUCUCCAUCUCUGGUACUUGUACUAAAAUUCCAUUUGAAUAGACUCUUUUGUGUUCCUAUAAAAACACUAUCACCCUUAGUUGACCCUCUCUGAUUUACGGCAGGGUAGCUUUCAGGGCAAGUGCAGAAACAGUUUUUUAAAUAACACCCACAUUUGACUUGCUUGCAAUAGAUUAAAAAAGGGAGUAAGUAUAAAUAACUUGCAAGUAUACUUAAGUCAGUAUAAGUCCCUUCUCCAGCUACAGAUGCAAUCUUUGAAUCAAUUCUUCUGAAAAUCUGCAGUCAUCUUUAGUUUAGUAACCCUAAGUAGCAAGAGACAGAUGAUCCUGAAAAAAAGGGAACACCCAUGCUCUCUCCUGUAACUGAGGUGCUGGUUAUUUAUGUUCUUCAAGCAAGUUUACUGGCAAUUUUCUCUAUUAAGACUUUGCCCAUUUUCUGCUGAAGAGAACUUCUUUCUCAGAUGAUUUAUAAGUAUUUUCACUGAGCAUUGCACAGCAUCCAAAGCACUUCUCUUAUUUCAGUCAAAAUGACUUUCAGCUCUAGCACUUUGCUCAAGAUGUAGGGGGUCAUCUGACUGUUAAUAAAAACACUUCACCCUACUGGAUUUUGUUAAUACAGAAUGAGUAAGCACCACUCAGUCUUCAAGAGAUACUGUCAUUAUGAACAAAAUACAGUGGUCGGAGGCACACACAAUAUAACUGCUAAUAUGUAUUUUUUUCCAACACAACCUAUACCUUAAAAAUAGUUUUAUUCAAUCCAAUCUCCCCAGACA
This is a messenger RNA of Trichechus manatus latirostris (Florida manatee), 9592 nucleotides long. RefSeq names its product interleukin 12 receptor subunit beta 2 (gene IL12RB2). Gene Ontology annotation, biological process: cytokine-mediated signaling pathway. The transcript is spliced from 18 exons. The record is from RefSeq and is a predicted model, not a curated record. Gene Ontology annotation, molecular function: cytokine binding; cytokine receptor activity. Bases 413 to 3007 code for a protein of 864 amino acids. Gene Ontology annotation, cellular component: signaling receptor complex; external side of plasma membrane. Lineage: Eukaryota; Metazoa; Chordata; Mammalia; Sirenia; Trichechidae.